AGCCUCUCGUGUUAGUGAACCCCAAAAGGAGGCACGCACUCAUCUGAGUUUCUUUUUAUCUCGUGCUGAGUUUCGCCAGCUCAUCUUUAUCUCUUCAUCGAAAUGUAGUUGAGGCUUUACCAACAUGCGUUGAAGAGAGCGUUUUUAGUGCAAAAACCUGUUGUCGUUCGGGAGUGACAUCACCAAAGAACGUUAUUUUCGUCGAGCGAUGCGCACACAAACGCAAAAAAAAUCGGAGAGUGAUGUUGUUCUUGCAUCAAAAUUACAUUUCAAAAGAUGAGCCGUAGGUAAAAAAUUAAAUAGCCAACGUUUGAGAUAGAUUUUGUACAAAAUAACUACAACGACGUGCUAAAAGUAUGUGGUUUUGAGAUUCUUGAAAACCAAGAGCACGCUCGUUCUUUUCCAAACAAAGAGAUUAAAUCAUGGAUCGUAUAUCCCCCGUGGUGAAAAAGCACGGGUAUGUCCCGCUGAAAAAAGUGGGCUCUGGAUCGUUCGGACAAGCAUGGCUCGUAGGGCAGGAUGAAGACGGGAAGCGGCAAAACUACGUCUGCAAAAUGGUAUUACUUUUGACUAGCAACAUCAAGAGAAAAAAAAAAUAUCGCAUGAUGAAAGCCAAAACUUCAAUUAUCAGUUGAGGUGUCUGCAAUGUCGUUUUCUGGAUUGAUGAUGCAUGAUCUUCCGUGCGACAUCUAUCCUAGCUUCGGCAAAUGCGCACGAAAAUGUGAAAGGCGAAUCUGAAAUUCUUGUCAAUGUUUUUAGGCUUCUUGUUGGUGCACGAAAUUUGUGAUGUAGAUCGGCGUUUGAAAACAAGAUCAAGAUCUACGAUGUAUUGUGUCUACAAAGCGGCCCUGUUCAUCGAACCUAUCCCACUUUCCCUAUCCCUGUCAGAUCGACAUCAGUCGUUGUAGUGCCAAGGAGAAGAAGGACGCUUUGCACGAAGCUUCCGUUUUGAAAACGCUACAACAUCCGUACGUGGUACGGUAUAAGGAGUCUUUCCUCGAGGACGGAUGGCUCUGCAUUGUGCAGGAAUACUGCGAGGGUAACAAGUAUUUUUGACAAUUUUGCUUUGAAUUUGAUGUCGCGUGGAACUAGAAGUAGAAACUGCACCAGCUCCUGCUUCUGCAUAAGGGGCCUCUGUUCAGCUGCAGUUUCAGAUUGUGCAGGGUAAAGUCUUUGAAACAAAAAAACAGGCGGCGACAUGUACCAGCGAAUACAAAAAGCGAAGAAAAUGCACCAGCCCUUUUCUGAGGACCAGAUUGUUAUCCCGGAAAGAAGACCCAUCCCCAUUCAAUUCGUCAUGCAAAACAUCCAUAAAACCCACUAUUUUUCAUGCAAAAAAAGGAUGUGGAUGGGUGUUUUUUCCUGGAUAAAUGUCCGGUGGUUUACGCAGUGCAUGCUGGGGCUGAAGUUCAUCCAUGACAAGAAGAUUUUGCACCGAGAUUUGAAGUCGAGUAACUUCUUUCUAUCCAAAACCGGCGACAUAAAGAUGGGCGACUUUGGAAUCGCAAAAGUGCUCGAAUCAACGGCCGCAGUGGCGAAAACACAGAUCGGUAAAUUGAGUCAUGAUGUCGUGUAGGAUGAAUAGUGAUGAUGAAGUUAGUUGAUGUCACAGGAGGUGGUACAAGUGCCACAUGUUGGAUUGAACAAGGUGCAUGUGGUGGUGCAUGGAGGUCGUAGUUUUCGUCCGUUUCAUGAUGCUGUCAACAACAUGCAUGACGAUUUAUUGCAAAUGAUGACGAAGCUGAAGCAGAACGCAAAUAAUUUUCCGAAACCAUAUCAGGUACACCGUACUAUCUGUCGCCGGAAAUUUGCCAAGAAAAGGCGUACGCCUGGCCGAGUGAUAUUUGGGCGAUGGGUUGCAUUCUGUACGAAAUGUGCUGUCUCCGAGUACCGUUCGACGCUGCGGAUUUACGAGCGCUGGUGCACAGGAUAACAAGAGGACCGAGCCCCAGUUUGCCGGGACAGUAAAUUCUAUUUGACAUUGCGAAUGUCGUUAUCGGAGUAGAUGACUUAUUGUGAUACAUUCAGAGCCACAGGAAUUUUCAUGCGCAGAAGAGCGUGCUUCUUGCGCUUCAAAAAUCAACAUAAACGUACCGCAAAACGUCAACGAAAAUUAAGUUUUAUACCAUUACCAUGACCCACAGCUUCUCCCCCCAGUUGCGGCAACUCGUGACUGAUAUUCUCGUGAAGGACCACACCAAACGGCCCACGGCGGAGAAGAUCCUUACCCGGUCCAUCCUGGCCGACCGCGUGCGGAAACUGGAGGCAGAGGACACGGGCGCCGGUGGGCAGGAAAAGCAGGAGGGAAGCAAGAAGGACGACAUCUCGCUCAUCCAGUCCAAAUUGGAGCAGGGCGGGAGCUAUGCAACAUUGCAAAAGUAUCCAACUAGUGUAGAUUGCAUUACAAAUUAUCUCAGCAUGAUGGCGAAUGAAGUUUGUAAUGCUGUUUUAGCUUUGGAAGGGGAUUUGUGAUGCAUAACUGCAAUUUUUACUAGGAGUGCGAUGGUUUUGCAAUGCAUAUGAGCAGUUCGUCAAACGCGAAAGGAGCCGGGAACAAUAAUAAUGCCGUGAAAGGCCCGUAUGCGGAUGAAGCGGGUAAGUACACGAAGAACCAGGUCGUGGAGUACUACUCGGAAACGCACAAGGAGUGGCUGCCCGCGCAAGUAACCGCGGUAGAUUCGGACGGGAGAAUACAGGUGCACUGCAAACCAAACGCGUGGCUCUCCUUGAACGUGCAAGCGCAGAAGGUACUUAAUCUUCGUGUAAAUCGGUUUUUACUGGAUUUUCUUCAUGCGCAUGCAGCGGCUUUUUUUUUUUCGUUUAGAUUAUAUGCAGCAACACUACAAGCUGUUUGCCUUUGCGCGGUUGAAGGCAUCAACAACCGCGUGUCAUGAUCCUGUUCGGAUCGGUUUUUUCGUAAUGUAAUGCUGGAAUGAAGAAAAUGAAAAUCUAAAAUCAGGUCCGACCGAAGAAGGAUGAGAAUAAGGAAAACAAGCCCCGGCCGCCCGUGGUGCCGGUGUUGGAGCAUCAAAAGGGGUCCAGGUCCUCCUCCUACAACACACCGCGAUACCCGGGAGCCGCAACACCACCGGUAUACCACCGCCAGGCGACGCCACCCUACGCCUACCCACCGGCGGGUGGCAGAAUUGGUAUUCGGUGUUUUCGUUCUACUGUUGGUUUUGGAGUUUAUUUUGUCAGAAAUUUCAAAGUUUAUUUCGAUUCUGCUUUACUUCGCUUUAGAGAGAAUUGAAUACCUGUUCUUUUGGUUUGAUCAGUCACAAGCAUUGCGUCGGUCAUUGAUUUGAUCACUUAUCGAUGAAAAGGUUCUCCAUCCCCGUUUGGCGGCCGCGGUACUCCGAGAUUAGCCUAUGGCGUCAACCGGUACACGCCCCGCGGCGGGGUUGGCACUCCACGGGCCGCAUCCCCAAUGAAUCGCCCGCCAUGGCAGGCGGGCUCGCCCCGAGGCGGAGGAGGGUACUCGAAUCGGAUCUAUUAGAUACGGAUGCGGUUGCUCUGUACUAGAAAAAAUGGGUCCGUUUCGUUGAUUUUGUUGUAAGAUUUCACACCGUUCUGUUAUGCUAAGAGUCUGACACUCAAUUUUCGCUUGUCCGUCAAUUAUGCUUCCAUGAUUGAGUCGAAAUAAAAGUCGUUUGCUUCACAAUGACCGAACCAAGUAAUAAAGCUGAACAUUUUUUGAAUUUGUCAAUAUAACUGAAACGAAUGUAGAGCUCGGGCUCCAGAUGAUUAAUAUCCAGGUGUAAGGUCGCAACACCUGCUGCUGCUACUUUUUUACAAUGUCCCACUAGAUGUUACGCAACCAAAAGAGCAAAUAACGCACCGAAAAGAUAUUGUCCAAGAAGGGAAAAAUGUCAACCGUUUGCAAAAUAAUGUCACUCUGUCACAAAUGAAAUAGAACUAGGUGAAUCUCCUACAAUUUGAGCUUCCUAAUGAAAAUAGUGCUGACCGUCACCGUUUACAAUUCGCGACUGGUUCUGAUAUAGCAAUUACAUACAACUUCACGCUCACUUGCUAUCAUCUUCCAAUUUUGUUGCAAAAUGACACCUGAAUGAAAAUAUUUCAGCGAAGAUGUGUUGCCACUGCAUCGGCGGAGAAAAAGCCGACCGCUCCAGUGUCGCUUUUUUUCCCAAAAAUCGCAAAAAUGAUAGCACACGCAAGGUUGUACCUACAAGAAGUACUAGUAGUUGACAGAACUCUCACACUCACUCUUCUGUACCAAUGAUAUCCUGUAUUUUUACACUCGCGGCUAAGCCAACAAUUAGCUUCCGAACUUGCUUUUUUCUAAAUUCUUCCAAACAAAUAACGAGUUGAUGUUUCAGGUUUCACGGGCAGCAGCGCGUGGUGGCUGAUCAGGUAGUUAGUUCGAGCAGAGUCCUCAUCUUCUCAUUGCAAGAACAGACUACAACUUGGACGGCUGCGAUUCUUAGCCACCGCGGCCUCGUCGAGUUUGGAUGA
Molecule: messenger RNA, 4473 nt
Organism: Amoebophrya sp. A120
Lineage: Eukaryota; Dinophyceae; Syndiniales; Amoebophryaceae
Source: the annotation of a GenBank genome assembly